This is a messenger RNA of Didymella exigua CBS 183.55, 1648 nucleotides long. Its product is annotated as mannitol-1-phosphate 5-dehydrogenase. Lineage: Eukaryota; Fungi; Ascomycota; Dothideomycetes; Pleosporales; Didymellaceae. The transcript has 2 exons. The record is from RefSeq and is a predicted model, not a curated record. Gene Ontology annotation, molecular function: mannitol-1-phosphate 5-dehydrogenase activity. The coding region runs from base 272 to 1459 and encodes 395 amino acids. Gene Ontology annotation, biological process: mannitol catabolic process. Gene Ontology annotation, cellular component: cytosol.
CCGUAAGAAGCUUCUGGCCAGGCAAAAUCCACAGUAUUACUGCGACACUUCACCGCGUUUGCACCACCUGCCACUGCAGUUGCGUCGGUGGCCCUAGCUCCUGCCAUAAAUACCCCUCAUCAACACCUCCCCCUCCGAUCGUCAACAAACACCCUUCUUCGUGCCUUCUCACCACGCCCCGAAAAUUUCACCACUGAUCCUCACCACUACACUCACCUACUCGACUGCACACCUCUAAACAUUUCGACACACACACAUCCACACAACAAACAUGCCUUACGAUAAGAAGGCUGUUCAUUUCGGUGGAGGAAACAUCGGCCGCGGCUUCGUGGCUGAGUUCCUUCACAACUCUGGCUACGAGGUCAUCUUCGUCGAUGUCAUGGAUUCGAUUAUCAGUCAACUCCAAGAAACACCAUCGUACACAGUCACCGAGAUCGGUGAUGAUGGCGAGCGCCAGUUCACCAUCGACCACUACCGGGCCAUCAACUCCAAGCACGAGAUGGACAAGGUCGUGCAUGAGAUCGCCACUGCCGAUGUCGUCACCUGUGCCGUUGGCCCCAAUAUCCUCAAGUUUGUCGCUGACCCCGUCGCCAAGGCCAUCGAGGCCCGGGAGCUCGACUACCCCAUUGCCGUCAUUGCCUGCGAGAACGCCAUCAACGCCACAACCACAUGGAAGGGCUUCAUUGAGAGCAAGCUGAGCGAGAAGACCCUCGAGAACAUCGACAAGAAGGCCCGCUACGCCAACUCGGCCAUUGACCGUAUUGUACCCCAGCAGGACAAGGACGCUGGUCUCAACGUCAAGAUCGAGAAGUUCUUCGAGUGGUGCGUCGAGCAGAAGCCCUUCGAGAACGGCGGCAGGAAGCCCGAGAUUGAGGGCGUUCACUACGUCGACGACCUCGAGCCCUACAUCGAGCGCAAGCUCUUCACCGUCAACACAUCGCACGCUACUGCUGCGUACUACGGUCACAACCGCAAGAUCCCAUACAUCCACGAGGUUCUUCACAACAAGGAGCUUCAUGAUAUCGUUCGUGCUGCCGUCAAGGAGACUGCUCAUCUGAUUGUCAACAAGCACGGCAUCUCCACACAAGAGCAGGACGACUACGUCGAGAAGAUCGUCACGCGUAUCUCGAACCCAACCCUCAAGGACAACGUCGAGCGUGUCGGUCGUGCUCCCCUUCGUAAACUGUCUCGCAAGGAGCGCUUCAUCGGCCCUGCUGCUCAGCUUGCUGAGAUGGGUGAGAAGGUCGAUGCUCUCCUCGGUGCCAUCGAGAUGGCCUACCGCUUCCAGAACGUCGAGGGCGAUGAGGAGUCUGUCGAGCUUGCCAAGAUCCUCAAGAACACCUCCGCCGAGGAUGUCGUCAACCAGGUCAACGGUCUCGACCGCACACACCCUCUCUUCAACCAGAUCGUCCCAAUCGUCAAGAAGGUUCAGGAGAGCACCAAGAGCUCUUCGUUGUAGUUCAAGGAAUGGUAAAGGGCGCAUGAAGUGCGUCAAGGCGUGAUUUAUUCCGGCGAAUGGUGCAAACAGGUACUGGGCGAUAGUUCCACUUAGCGGGUCUUUCCUAGUUUCUCACGAUACUCCCACAGCGAUGAUCGCAACUAGCGAGCUGUGACAAUGAAUGAUACAUGAUCGAUGAUACACCUUGCC